This is a messenger RNA of Cryptosporidium ubiquitum, 714 nucleotides long. RefSeq lists its product as uncharacterized. Gene Ontology annotation, molecular function: protein binding. Gene Ontology annotation, cellular component: cytoplasm; nucleus. Gene Ontology annotation, biological process: proteasome regulatory particle assembly. The transcript has a single exon. NCBI's taxonomy places the organism in Eukaryota, Apicomplexa, Conoidasida, Eucoccidiorida, Cryptosporidiidae. The record is from RefSeq and is a predicted model, not a curated record. The coding region runs from base 1 to 714 and encodes 237 amino acids.
AUGGAGGAAUUGGCAAAGAAGAAGGAUGAAAUAGAAAAGGAGGUAAAUGAGUUAACUGAAUUUUUAAAUUCAUGUGGUCCAGAUGUGGGUAUUUCUGGAAAACUUGUAGAUAGUGAGGGGUUUCCAAGGUCAGAUAUAGAUAUAUAUGCAGUUAGAAGAGCAAGAAAUAGAAUCGCAAUAUUAAACACAGACUAUUCAAAUUUGAUGAAAGAAAUAGAAGAAAAGCUAUUUGAUAUUCAUAGCAAAGAGAAGACUUAUGUUCCUAUUGAUAAAUCAGAUAAAAGCCCUAAAUGUGGUGUUGCAAUAUGUUCGGGUUAUCCAUUUGGGCUUGUAGAUAGUGUUUUGGAGGGAUCUCCAGCAUUUCAGAGUGGUAUAAGGACAGGUGACUUAAUACUAGGAUUUGCAGACCUUAAGGCAGAGUCCGAGUUAAGUUCUCAAGAAGAAUCAAAACAAUUGAUAAGUAGAUUAUCAACAUUAGUACUAAAUAAUUUGGAUAAAGUCAUCAAAGUUACAAUAUUAAGAAGUAACGUUAAACAACCUGAAGAACUUCUGUCUGAGUUUUCAUCAUAUAUCAGUAAUUCCGACUUAAGCUACAAAGUUUUAAACUUACAAGAAUUUGAAAGAAAAGAUCUAGAUCUCAUUCCCAAAAUAUGGCAAGGAUCUGGCUAUCUGGGAUGUCACAUAGCAUUUUUUCAUAAGUUCGUAGAGAGAUAG